AUGCAAAUUUCCGUCAAGGUUGCCUUGCUAAGUGGGCAGCAAGUUGUGAUGAACGCGGCUCCUGAAAUUUCAAUCGAUGAUCUCAGAAACUCAGCAGAAGAGGAACUGGGACAGACCUUGAGUCACUUGGUCGCUCCCUCUGGGAAAGUAUUAUCUCGAGCCAGCACAGUGGAGGAAGCUGGCUUGCAAGAUGGAGAGACACUGACAGCUGUGAUCUGUGGUGACCGGAUAGUGUCAUCUUGCCGAUCGAGGGCUUUCGCCCUUAUUCGGAGCGAUGGUUCUUUGGUGACCUGGGGGCAUCCAAGUUUCGGAGGCGACAGUAGCACGGUGUCUUUGUCGGAUGUUCGGGAUAUUCAAGCAUCCCACGGAGCUUUUGCAGCUCUUCUCUCUGAUGGGUCUGUUGAAACCUGGGGACAUGCAUUCUUCGGAGGCAGCACUGCCCGAGUACAAGCUCAACUCCUGAACGUUGUCAAGAUCGAAGCAUGCUUUUGCGCUUUCGCGGCCAUUCUGGCAAAUGGCUCCGUGGUCACUUGGGGGUACCCCGAGGUGGGAGGGGACAGCUCUGCAGUGCAGGACGAGCUGAAAGAUGUUUGCGAAAUCACAGCAUCAAAUGGUGCCUUUGCGGCACUUCUGGCAAAUGGUUCUGUCGUCACUUGGGGUAAUGAAAACCUAGGUGGCGAUAGCACCGCCGCCAAAAGCCAACUUCAGAACAUUCGAGAGAUUCGAGCUUCCGGAGGUGCUUUCGCUGCCAUCACGACGGAAGGUUCCGUGGUGACCUGGGGUUCGCCAAAUCACGGUGGUGCCGGUGGUGCAUCAGCGGUCCAGGAGCUGACAACCGUACAGAGCAUCCAGGCGACGAACGACGCAUUCGCUGCAAUCCUGGCAGAUGGGACUGUAGUGACGUGGGGUGAUCAGGCGCACGGCGGUGACAGCAGUGCUGUCCAACGGGAGCUGAGAGAUGUUCAGCAGAUUGAAGCCACCGGCGGCGCCUUUGCCGCAAUUCUGGCAGACGGUUCCGUGGUGACGUGGGGCGAUGCAGAUGCCGGUGCAGAUUCAUCCGCAGUCCAGGCAUCACUUCGUGGAGUACGUCAUGUCCGGGCUUCACGUUAUGCCUUCGCUGCGAUUCGAUCCGAUGGAUCCGUCGUGACCUGGGGCAACCCUGAACACGGAGGCGACAGCAGCAAAGUUCAAGACCAAUUGAAAGAUGUCUUGCAAAUUGAAGCCUCGCAGCGGGCAUUUGCUGCUUUACUGGGAGAUGGGUCGGUCAUCUCUUGGGGAAAUCCAGCAUUUGGAGGUGGGGGCAUCCCAGUCGACGAGUUUGGAGAAGCACCCCAUGGACUUCGAGAUACUUGGCAAUUACCACUCUCGUAG
Symbiodinium natans is the source of this 1371-nucleotide messenger RNA. The record is from the annotation of a GenBank genome assembly. Lineage: Eukaryota; Dinophyceae; Suessiales; Symbiodiniaceae.